AUGGGAAAAACUUCUGAACAAUCAUUAAAAUGGUUGCAGAAAUGUUAUCCCACAUCUACUCCUUCGAGAACAACAGUUUAUCGGUGGUUUAGUGAAUUUAAAAUGGGUCAUAUAAGCAUCGAAGACGCACCUCACUCUGGAAGGCCAAAAGAGGCUACGAAUGCGGAAAUCGCAAAGCAAGUGCAUCGAAUCGUUUUGAGUGAUCGUAAAGUGAAGUUGCGCGAGUUAACUGAGGCCGUGGGCAUCUCAAAAGAACGGGCGGGAUACAUUUUGCAUGAUGUUUUGGAGAUGAAAAAGCUAUCGGCACGAUGA
Molecule: messenger RNA, 312 nt
Organism: Acromyrmex echinatior (Panamanian leafcutter ant)
Lineage: Eukaryota; Metazoa; Arthropoda; Insecta; Hymenoptera; Formicidae
Product: histone-lysine N-methyltransferase SETMAR-like
Source: RefSeq, a predicted model, not a curated record